Glarea lozoyensis ATCC 20868 is the source of this 450-nucleotide messenger RNA. Its product is annotated as Cellulose-binding protein. The record is from RefSeq and is a predicted model, not a curated record. The transcript is spliced from 4 exons. Gene Ontology annotation, cellular component: extracellular region. NCBI's taxonomy places the organism in Eukaryota, Fungi, Ascomycota, Leotiomycetes, Helotiales, Helotiaceae. Gene Ontology annotation, biological process: carbohydrate metabolic process. Gene Ontology annotation, molecular function: cellulose binding. The coding region runs from base 1 to 450 and encodes 149 amino acids.
AUGGUAUUCUUCCGUAAUUUCGUGGUGCUAUCGUUGGCAGCGGUCGUUCUUGCUCAGCAAGACGCUUACAAGCAGUGUGGAGGGAAAGGGUGGACUGGCCAGACUACGUGUGUUACUGGUUAUAACAACAGGGAAUACUACUCUCAAUGCGUACCUGGAACGGCGCCAGCUCCUGAGCCAACUCCAGUGACCACUUCGGCGGGUGGAGGCGGCUCAGCGCCAACUACCACGGCAGGCAACACUCCAGCAGCUACCGGCCCAGGAACAACACUCCAAAGUGGCUAUCUCUGGAUCCGGGCAGUUGCAGCACCUAAUUUCCACAAGUACCUCCAAACAAAGCCAAUGUACUCUCCUGGAACCGCAAUCAUGGACUCCUAUACCACAGCUGGGCAGUUUCAAAUUGUCUCAGGACAGCUGGUUCAACGCAAGUCUCCGAAACUUGACUGCUAA